This is a messenger RNA of Pseudoliparis swirei, 6358 nucleotides long. RefSeq names its product SR-related CTD-associated factor 4a (gene scaf4a). Gene Ontology annotation, cellular component: nucleus. The transcript has 19 exons. Gene Ontology annotation, molecular function: RNA polymerase II C-terminal domain phosphoserine binding; RNA binding. The coding region runs from base 207 to 4400 and encodes 1397 amino acids. The record is from RefSeq and is a predicted model, not a curated record. Lineage: Eukaryota; Metazoa; Chordata; Actinopteri; Perciformes; Liparidae. Gene Ontology annotation, biological process: negative regulation of termination of RNA polymerase II transcription, poly(A)-coupled.
AGCGCUCCGCCACCUAGUGGCCACGGCCCGGAACAACACGUCUGAAUCCCAUCAUGCUUUGCCCGCCGACCCGAGAGCUACCGAUGCUAGGCUAACCGCUGUUAGCCACCGGGAGCGGACAUGUUGGACCGACCCUUCCUUGAAUAAACGUCGCUUUUAGCCGGGAUUCGGGAGUAAGGAGGAAUACUAGGAAGCGUCGGGCAAACAUGGACGCCGUCAACGCCUUUAACCACGAGUUAUUCUCGUUGAUAGACGCCAAGCCCCCAAUCUCUCGGGCAAAGAUGAUCUCCAUCACCAAAUCGGCCAUCAAAGCUAUGAAACUUUACAAACAUGUUGUCCAGAUUGUGGAGAAGUUUAUCAAAAAGUGUAAGUGUGAGUACAAGAUAGCCGGCCUGUAUGUGGUGGAUUCCAUUGUUCGGCAGUCCAGACACCAGUUUGGAUCAGACAAGGACGUGUUUGGCCCACGUUUCACCAAAAAUAUUACAGGAACCUUCGAGAACCUCUGCCUUUGCCCCUUCGAGGACAGGUGUAAGAUCGUGCGGGUGUUGAACCUGUGGCAGAAGAAUGGCGUGUUCAAGAUUGAGAUUAUUCAGCCCCUCCUGGACAUGACAGCUGGCUCUGGCAGUGCUGCUGCGCCCUACGCGGGCUCAGAUGACCCAGGUUCUCCCUCACCAUCAGCCAAAGAGCCAGUUACUGGGGUAACGGCAAACUCCACCAUUACAUCCAGCGCGCAGCUUCAAAACUCUGAUGCCUUUGCUGCUGUGGCGCAGCUUUUCCAGUCCACGCAGGGCCAGCAGCUUCAACAGAUGCUCCAAAACUUCCAGCAGCAGCCUGAGAAGCCUGACACCAACACUCAGCCUCCAGUCUAUACGAGUCAAACACAGGCCCAACACGUUGCCACUAGCCUGGCCAGGGUCGACCCGCAACCGCCUCUGCUCACCCAAGCAGCCCAAGCGGCCCAAGCCGCCCAAGCCGCCCAAGCGGCCCAAGCCGCCCAAGCCGCCCAGCAGAAGACAGCCUUUGAUAAGGUGGAAAAAUUGCUGGACCGUUUUGACUAUGAUGAUGAACCAGAAGUUGGAGAAGAAACAAAGAAGGAUGAAUCGCAUGCCUCUUUUAUGCAGCAGCCUCCAUCCUUCCAACAGCACUUUAAACCACCAAUGAUGAACAUGUUGCAAGACCGCUCACAACAGGUCCCUCUGCCUCCUAAUGGCCAGCUCCAGGCCUAUGGUUUACAGCCAGGACAAAGCUUCCCAGUUAUGAUGCCUCCUUUGGGGCAUGCUUUGCCAGGGCAGCCCCCCCCUGGUUCUACUGGGCCUCCAGGCUUUCCGGGGCUAUACCCUCUCCACAAUGCGGCCCAGCAACAACAGGAUUCGUCAAUGGAUAUGGACCAUUCAUCGACAAGGGAUGGCAGACACGGUCGACGAUCGCACUCGGGCUCCAGGUCUCCAAAGCGGAAGAGGUCACGGUCUAAUUCCCGCACACGGCGAUCCAGGCAUCGGCGAUCCCGCUCCCGCUCCAGAGACCGCCGUCACCAUUCCCCACGCGCUCGCUCGCUGGAGCGCAGGGAGAGGGAGAAGGAGAGAGAGCGGCGACAGAAAGGCCUUCCAGCACCCAAGACCGAGACAUUAAGCAUUUGCAGUACAACUCUCUGGGUGGGCCAGUUGGACAAGAGGACACACCAGCAAGAUGUCGCCUGUUUACUGGAAGAGUUUGGGGAGAUAGAUUCCAUCAAUAUGAUCCCUCCGCGUGGCUGUGCCUAUAUUGUCAUGAUACACAGGCAAGAUGCCUUCAAGGCUCUGCAGAAGCUCAGUCGAGGAUCUCACAAAGUGAAUCAGAAGUCCAUCAAGAUUGCGUGGGCUUUAAACAAGGGCAUAAAGGCUGAUUUCAAACCGUUCUGGGACGUGGAUCUCGGCGUCACCUACAUCCCGUGGUCUAAACUCAGAGAGGCUCAGUUGGAGGAGCUCAAAGAAGGAGGUGUCCUGGAUGCAGACACCUUAUCACCAGAGUGGAGUGGAUUGAGGAAUACUCUCGGCCUCCAGGAGGAACUCACCCACAACGGCCGGUCAGAGCUGCAGCAGUCAGAGGAGACACACGCGUUACCUCUAAAUGCUGUGGCUGCUCCUCCUGCACAGGUUCCUCCAAUGAUGGGUGUGGGAUCUCUCCAGCCUCCGGGUUUUCCUGGUCCCAUGGGCAUGCCUCCGCCUUCCUUCCCCCCAGGCAUCCCCCCUCCUCCUUUCAUCCGACCUGGCUUCAACCCCAUGCAGAUGCCUCCAGGUUUCCCUCCCCCAGGUGCCAUGCCUCUUGGACCACCACCUCUUUCCAAAGGUGGCGUGGAAGACUCGCCGAAUGACGACAUCCUGGACGGUCCCAACAUCUUCAACAAACAGAUGGGACCCAUGGGUAACCAGCUCAUAAGACCCCCAGGUACCCUCCCUGGUGCUCCUCCCGGAAACCUCCAGCCCCCUCCUCGUGGUCUGCUUGGCGCGCGGCCCGGUAUGAUGCCACUCCAGCGUCCUCCGGUUCCCCCGCCAUCACACAUGCAGCGUUUCCCUCCACCCCUCGGGCCGAGACCCCCUCACCCCAACAUGCCACCCAUGCUCCCACAGAUGAUUGCUAGAGGCCCGCACCCUCAGAUGAUGCACCAUGAGCCCGCUCCACUUAAAGGAGGCUUCGGAAUGAUGUCUCCCCACAAUAUGAGGGCUCCUUUCCCUCCGCAUGGGCAGGGUCCUCCUCCUCACGGUCCUCCUCAUCCGGGUCCUCCUCCUUUUAUUAGACCAGGGGGGCCUCGUGGCCUAGACGGGCCUCGUGGCUCGGAGGGGCCUCGUGGCCUGGAGGGGCCUCGUGGCCUGGAGGGGCCUCGUAGCUUGGACGGGCCUCGUGGUCUAGAGGGGCCUCGUAGCUCGGAGGGGCCUCGUGGUCUAGAGGGGCCUCGUAGCCUGGACGGGCAUCGUGGUCUAGAGGGGCCUCGUGGCUCGGAGGGGCCUCGUGGUCUAGAGGGGCCUCGUAGCCUGGACGGGCCUCGUGGUCUAGAGGGGCCUCGUGGCUCGGAGGGGCCUCGUGGCCUGGAGGGGCCUCGUAGCCUGGACGGGCCUCGUGGUCUAGAGGGGCCUCGUGGCUCGGAGGGGCCUCGUAACCUGGACGGGCCUCGUGGCUUGGAGGGGCCUCGUAACCUGGACGGGCCUCGUGGCUUGGAGGGGCCUCGUAACCUGGACGGGCCUCGUGGCUCGGAGGGGCCUCGUGGCCUGGAGGGGCCUCGUGGUCUAGAGGGGCCUCGUAACCUGGACGGGCCUCGUGGCUCGGAGGGGCCUCGUAACCUGGACGGGCCUCGUGGCCUGGAGGGGCCUCGUAACCUGGACGGGCCUCGUGGCUUGGAGGGGCCUCGUAACCUGGACGGGCCUCGUGGCUCGGAGGGGCCUCGUGGUCUAGAGGGGCCUCGUAACCUGGACGGGCCUCGUGGCUCGGAGGGGCCUCGUGGCCUGGAGGGGCCUCGUAACCUGGACGGGCCUCGUGGCCUCGACGGGCCUCGUAGCCUGGACGGGUCUCGUGGCCUGGAGGGGCCUCGUGGCCUGGAGGGGCCAGAAGAAAUGGAAGGCCGACCAUUCAGGGGAGACAGGCCUGGAUUCAGGGACAGAGAGCCAGGCAGGGACUGGGAUCGAGACAGGGAUAGAGAGAGGGAUCGAGGUUUUGGAGGUGGAAGGCGUCCAUUUGGUGAUGGAGGGAGGGGAGGAGGUGGAGAUAGAAUGGAUGGCAGGGACCGACUCGGAGGAUGGCAAGAAGAUGGAGGAGGUCACCGGGGAGGAGGAUGGGAGAGAGACAGAGAUCGGGACAGAGAUCGGGACAGAGAUCGAGAUAGAGAUCGAGACAACAGGCGGGACUGGAAGGAAAGGCGAAACAGCUUGGAUGGCGACAGGGAGCGGGGGAGGAGUGCUGAUAGGGAUAGGGAUCGGGGGAGGGGUGCUGAUGGGGAUAGGGAUCGGGGGAGGGGUGCUGAUGGGGAUAGGGAUCGGGGGAGGGGUGAGGGAGGAGAAAGGGCAAAGGCAGAAGGAGGGGGUCGAGAAAGAGGGAAAGGAGCUGAAGGAAAAGAAGGGGACAGGCCGAGGCGGUCAGAGAGGCGAGAGAGGACCACGCGUUGGGACAGGGAUGAUCGCUUGGCUGAACUGGAAAACGUAGGAACAUUGCGGACCCCUGACGCCACGGAGCAAAUUCCCGUGACUCCCGUUGCAACGGCUACGGAAACCAGUCAAGAACCAAGUGUAGAAGCUUCUGAAAAGAAGGCCGAUUCUGAACUCUUAGCUCCGUCACCAGAGGUAACCCCCGCUGCAGAGGAGCCGACGCCCUCGGUGCCCUCACCCUCAGCUCAAAGUGAGCCCACAGAAACAAAACCGGAAGCAGCGUCAUAGACUGGCUCCCUGCUCCUUCAGUCAGAGACUGCUGGAGAACCACUGAUUUCAUUAUUUUUAUUUUUUAUUUUUUUUAAAGGUGUUUUUUCACAAUGAUAGUCAACCUCAACUCCUGGCAUAAUAAGAAUAAUGAUUCUAGCCCGUCACAGUUUGCCAGUUGGUAAUUAACCGUUUACGGGCGGCAACAACAACAGUCUCCCACACCGGUUUCAAACAUGUCAAAUGGUUGUUUUCAGACCGACUGGCUAAUUGUCAAAUGUGGCUUUUACGUCUGAUUCUGGAAACGCAUAACCACAUACAAAUCUGUUUGGUAAAAUUGCUGUAUUUUAAUAUUGGCUGUCAACUGUUUUUCUUUCUUUCUGGAAGAUGAAAGAAUGAACACAGUGCUUGCAUGUUAUCAUGGCUCUCCGUCCAUUUUAGGUUCAUUUGAGCUUAGCUUUUAUGUUGGUUUGCCGACGAGGGAAACAUAACUUCUGUUUACUUCAUUGCCUUAUCUGUGUGAUAGCAGGCGCUCACUCCUCAAAAUAUUUUCAUUUUAAUAGUUUAAAAAAAACAAAUCUGCCAAAAUGUCAUGUCAAACACUGAAUAUCUUCUUCUCAAACAACUGUUAUGAUAAUACAAGCACCGUUUCCUUUCCUUUGUUCUUUUCAACUCAUCUUAUGAUUCAUGUCUGCUCUUCAUUGAAGAUUACAGCCAGUUAUUCUCAGCAUUGAAAGGACUAUCGUGGCCUUAACAAUCCAAUCACGUUUGAAUAGGAAGGGGAGCGUACACAUUGGGGAUGACUUGCAGAGGUAAAUCACACGAAGAAUUAGGCUUGCUACUUUCCUCACACAUCUCCUUUUGAUUUAAAUCUCCACUUUUCAUCCUUUUUUAACACACUUUAUUUCAGGCAAAAUAAAUAAUGCUCUACAUUCUACCAACCACUUAAUGCAAAUGUACUGUUAAAUACCCAAUGUCCUUUGAAAAGAAAGGAAAAAAUCACAUUCAAUACGUGUUUUCUUAAGUAUUUGAACGCUUGAAUCAUACUCGGUAGUCAUAUUUGGCUGAUAACAGGAAUUUCACCCAAACGUAUAUCAAUUUCAGAUUGAGGGAAUCAAGAAUUCUUCGGGUUACAUCCUGUACUUGAGCAGAUGUCACUUCAGAUCUUUCAAUUGGUUAUUUGUGUGUAUUUUUAUAUAUACACACAAUGAUUUUAAAAUAUGUUUAUAUAGAGAGACAGCGGGAGAGAAAGAGAGAGAUACGUACAGUUAAAGAAUAAAUUAACAGGUUCAUUUUUUGAAGUAUUGCACUUUUGCAAUAAUUCUGGGGCCAGCUGGCUGAGCAUUGUGUUUACAUAAGUUAGCAGGCGGACUGGAUGAGCUUUAUGUUUAUGGUGGUCUUUUCUUUUUCCCAUGCGUAUGGAGAACAAAAAUAGGGCCGUUCUGUUGGAUCAGACAAAAGAGUCUUCCAAUUCAUCUCGUGUGCCCCCAGUCAAAUACUGAUAUAUUUUUUGGGUUUUGGCCACCAGAAGAUACAAAAUGUUGCCCUGUAGUGUAAAUCUGUUGUUGGUGACAAACACAGCUUUUUUUUAAAAACGUAGUGUCUCUCUUACUGCAGACAUGCUGUACCUGAAGUUGAUCAAAUUUGAAGCCCAGAUUCUCCAAGUCCAACUCAAAAGAGCAAAAACUAAGGCGAUAAAACAGUUGCUUGGGACACACUGCUGUAAAUAUGCUUGUAUCGCGGACGAUUCAAAGGUGUAUUUGUUGUUUAUAAUCCGUGAUUCAUUUAUCGUAGAGAAGGAAAUUGACUUGGAAGGAACAACUGAGGCCUCUUGCUUUAACAUUUUUUUAACUCCUAAUGGUUUGAAAAUUGACGGAUGUUUCUAUGAUUUGUUAAUAACACAAAAGACAUGGACAUAAAGUCUCCACUAUUUCAGCCGGAGGAGAUUGUUUUUAAUAAACUAUUUUUGUACCAAAUGA